CAUGCGCAUCGAGGUCCCGGAAAAUGGCCGCCUCGCUGUCCGGGAUGUUUUCACACCCGCCGCAAAACCCCAACCCGCCACCUCCACCGCCGCCUCCCGGGUCCGGGCCUACGUCUGUGGCUUCUGCGUCCGCGGCCGUGCCGGUGCGGCCUCCCAGCACGCUGGUGGACGAACUCGAAGCUUCAUUUGAGGCCUGCUUUGCAUCAUUGGUCAGUCAAGACUAUGUGAAUGGCACAGAUCAAGAAGAAAUUAGAACAGGUGUAGAGCAAUGCAUUCAAAAGUUUUUGGAUGUUGCCAGACAAACAGAGUGCUUUUUCCUACAGAAGAGGCUGCAGCUUGCUGUACAGAAACCUGAGCAAGUCAUAAAGGAGGAUGUUUCAGAAUUGAAAAAUGAACUACAGAGGAAAGAAGCCUUGAUCCAAAAACACCUAAGCAAGCUGAGACACUGGCAACAAGUCCUGGAAGAUAUUAAUGUACAACCCAAAAAAUCAUCAGAUCUUGCUCAAGGACCUUUAGCCUAUCUUGAACAAGCAUCUGCAAAUAUCCCGGCCCCACUAAAACAAACGUGAAACUUAUAUCAGCAAGGCAUCUGGAAGUUUCAUAUAAACUGUUCUCCUAAGUCCCUCCUCUUUCCUGCCCUGUAGCCCAUUUCCUUUAGUAUCAGUUCCAAGUAAUCCCUUGAAUGAAGGUAGUUAUAGAGUGUAAAUAUACAGUGAGCAAAUCACAUUGAAAUUGUCUUCAUUUUGAUUUGAAGGCAUAAAUGCUAGCUAUAUGCAAUAUUUGUAUGAAAAAAGGCUGUAAUUAUCUUGUGAAUACAAUUGUUACAAUAAAAAUGUACAACAGAUCUGUAGCAAUUAUA
Molecule: messenger RNA, 859 nt
Organism: Mobula hypostoma (lesser devil ray)
Lineage: Eukaryota; Metazoa; Chordata; Chondrichthyes; Myliobatiformes; Myliobatidae
Gene: med28
Product: mediator complex subunit 28
Exons: 4
Coding region: 24-569 (181 amino acids)
Cellular component (GO): mediator complex
Source: RefSeq, a predicted model, not a curated record